Messenger RNA from Microthlaspi erraticum, 2922 nucleotides. NCBI's taxonomy places the organism in Eukaryota, Viridiplantae, Streptophyta, Magnoliopsida, Brassicales, Brassicaceae. The record is from the annotation of a GenBank genome assembly.
AUGUGCAAAGACUCGAUUAACUCGAUCAAAGCACAUCAGCGACGGGUCGAGUCAUCUGGACAACCACGUCCUCUAGACGGACCUGAUCACGAAAUCAAAUUUCGAGAAAGCGAAACACUCGCACUCGAUAAACCUCAUGACGAUGCACUCGUAAUCGAGCUCGCCGUAGCCGGAUUCGAGCUGACCAGAGUCAUGAUAGACACAGGAAGCUCUGUAGACGUGCUGUUCUACGAUGCUUUCAAGCGAAUGGGAUUCGAAAACUCCGCACUCAUAGGAGGCCGUACGCCCCUAACUGGGUUCGCAGGAGAAACGACCUAUUCCAUGGGAACUAUCCAGCUCCCAAUCAAAGCAGGUGGUAUAACGAAAACAGUUGACUUUGUGGUCGUAGAUCGCCCCGCGCCAUUCAAUGCCAUUCUCGGCAGGCCGUGGCUCUACACCAUGAAAGCAGUUGCAUCCACUUACCACCAAUGCGUCAAGUUCCCUACACCUUGGGGAACAAAAACAAUUCGCGGUUGCCAACGAGCUUCCCGAGAUUGCUAUAUGGGCAGCUACUUGCGAGCUGAAAAAUCGCCAGUUUGCAUCGACGAAACCGACCCCGAAAGGCGCGUUGGUAUCGGAAUCGAUCUCGCAAAACCUAUCCGUGACGAGCUGAUCGCCUUCCUAAAGGAAAACAUCAGCACAUUCGCAUGGUCCACCGCGGACAUGCCCGGGAUUGACACUAGGAUCACGUCUCACGAGCUGAACGUAGAUCCCACGUUCAAACCCAUGAAACAAAAACGUCGAAAACUCGGCCCAGAUCGGGCUAAAGCAGUAAACGACGAAGUAGACCGACUACUCAAGGUAGGCUCGAUCAGAGAGGUGAAAUACCCCGACUGGUUAGCUAAUCCUGUAGUUGUCAAAAAGAAAAACGGAAAGUGGAGAGUCUGUAUCGAUUUCACAGACCUUAAUAAAGCUUGUCCAAAAGACAGCUAUCCACUUCCUCAUAUAGAUCGCUUGGUCGAAGCUACGGCUGGUCACCAGCUCCUAUCCUUCAUGGAUGCGUUUUCUGGGUAUAAUCAAAUCAAGAUGAACCCAGAAGAUCAGGAGAAAACAGCUUUCAUAACAGACCGAGGUACUUACUGCUACAAAGUAAUGCCAUUCGGGCUAAAAAAUGCGGGAGCUACAUAUCAGCGCCUCGUAAACAAAAUGUUUGCCGAUCAGCUCGGUAAAACAAUGGAGGUGUACAUAGACGAUAUGCUGGUCAAAUCCUCUAGGGAAACAGACCACGUCGCACAGCUCCGGGUAUGCUUCUCCAUACUUAACAAGUACGGCAUGAAGCUGAACCCGACUAAGUGUACAUUCGGAGUUCCGUCUGGCGAGUUCCUCGGUUACCUAGUAACUGAACGCGGAAUCGAGGCGAACCCGAAGCAAAUCUCUGCCCUCUUAGAUAUGCCUUCUCCAGAAAAUACUAGAGAAGUACAACGGUUAACCGGUCGAAUAGCAGCCCUUAAUAGGUUCAUUUCCCGGUCAACCGACAAGUGUCUUCCAUUUUACCAGCUCCUCCGAGGAAAUAAAAAAUUCCUCUGGGACGAAAAAUGCGAAGAAGCUUUCAAACAGCUCAAAACUUACCUCAGCGAACCUCCUAUACUGGCAAAACCAGUAGAAGGAGAACCGCUAUACCUUUACAUCGCGGUCUCGCCUGCAGCGGUCAGCGGGGUCUUAGUUCGUGAAGAGCUAAACGAACAAAGACCAAUCUUUUACGUAAGUAAAUCCCUGAUUGAUGCCGAGACUAGAUACCCAGCUAUGGAAAAACUUGCCUUAGCAAUAGUAAUGUCCGCUCGCAAGCUGCGACCUUACUUUCAAUCACACACAAUCGUGGUGAUGACCUCGCAACCAUUGCGAACUAUGCUACAUAGUCCAAGUCAAUCUGGACGACUAGCUAAAUGGGCUAUCGAGCUCAGCGAAUACGACAUCGAAUAUCGAACUAGAACCUGUGCUAAAGCCCAGGUACUAGCUGAUUUCAUGAUCGAGCUGGCACCGGAAGCCAAUAACGAUACCACCCUCUCUAAAGUUUGGACACUCUUCGUAGAUGGAGCCUCGUCCAAACAAGGAGCUGGCGUCGGAAUCAAACUCACAUCUCCAACCGGAGAAGUGAUCGAACAAUCGUUCAGACUCGGAUUCGUCGCCUCUAACAAUGAGGCCGAAUACGAGGCACUCAUAGCCGGACUCCGACUCGCAAUCGGGAUCGGCGUGAAUGAGAUCAACGCAUUCAGCGACUCCCAGCUCGUUACUAGCCAAUACAGCGGCGAGUACGAAGCAAAAGAGGAGCGCAUGGAAGCUUAUCUCAAAGUAGUUCGAGAUUUAGCUGGACAAUUCAGUAAAUUCGAACUAACUAGGGUGCCUAGGGGAGAGAACACUUCGGCUGACGCCUUAGCUGCUCUCGCCUCCACUUCGGACCCAACUGUAAGACGUGUGAUCCCAGUCGAAGGCAUAGAUAAACCUAGCAUCGACAUCGCACUCAAGUCUGACAGUAUAAACGCAAUUACCUCGCGCCCGUCUACUCGUUCUCAAACUAGACAGUCCCAAGAUCCGGGACCAUCUAACCCGGAACCUGAUUCCGAGGAAGAAGAACCUGACCAAGAUAGGCAAAAAACAAGGUAUAUCGAUUCGGACUCUUCGCAAAAUACGCAAGAGUCCACGAUCCAUACCGUCCCAUCUGCUAUGGCGAACGAACUCACCUUAAAGGAAGAGUUCGCUGCGAGACCCGACUGGAGAACCCCUAUCAUCGAGUAUAUCCAGCUCGGAGCCGUCCCUAACGAAAAAUGGGCAUCUCGCAAGCUAAAAGCCCAAAGCGCACAUUAUUGCAUAAUGGAAGAUAAGCUCUACAAGCGAAGCCUUAUCGAACCAUAUCUAACAUGCAUCCGGAAGAAGCUUACACCGUAA